Molecule: messenger RNA, 746 nt
Organism: Pectinophora gossypiella (pink bollworm)
Lineage: Eukaryota; Metazoa; Arthropoda; Insecta; Lepidoptera; Gelechiidae
Exons: 5
Coding region: 134-574 (146 amino acids)
Biological process (GO): sleep; regulation of synaptic transmission, cholinergic; positive regulation of voltage-gated potassium channel activity
Source: RefSeq, a predicted model, not a curated record
UAUAUUGUUCUAUUUUUUAUACCAUUUCCUUAAAAUUAUCAGUGUUUACAUUUGGUACUUAAAGUAUUAUUUGGUCUAAAUAAUAAUUGAGUGUUUUUUUUAAGUCGGAAUAUUGCGUAAUUUUAUCAAAACAAUGAUGAAGAAAGUAUUUUGCAUCAUCGUAUUCCUUCUCUCUUUAGUUUAUAAAUCGUCAUGUAUCCACUGUUACUACUGUAACAGUGCCAACAAUUCUGCGUGUAUCGACCUGGCUGCCCUGGAUGACGAGCUCCGCGGCCGGAUGAUCCCAGUGGUACAGUGCGAGACCGCCAUCCCCAGCCCCGUCGCCGUCAACUUCUUCUGCAGGAAGAUUGUUCAGACCAUCUUCCACAGUCGUCAGGACUCGGAGGUGCGCGUGACUCGCGGUUGUGGCUGGGUCCGACACCACCGCGAGUGCUAUAGAGCCGACAACAGCGACCACCUCGAGACUGUAUGCCAGUGCUUCACAGACCAUUGCAACAGUAGUGACAAGAUAGACCCCGCUACCAACGUCGCCCUGUUCUUAUUGUUAGCUAGUGUUCUGUACUUCGUACGUUAAUUAGUUUGUCAUCAUACAGAGUGUUAGUGACAUCGUAACGAAAACUUUGUACGAUUCAAACCAUGAUUCUGAGUAUGGAAAAGUAUGUAACUGAAAAUCUCAGUAUUCAGUACGAUGUCACUACAGCCUGUAUACAUACCAUUAUACUUGCUAGUAAAAUGUAUUGAAAUUA